UCGACUUUUCUUCUUCACUCCAACGUCGCACUAUCGCUGUACACAGUCACUCGUUCUUUAUCCAACUACAUAUCCCUAUACAGCUACUACAGUUCUAAUACCCUAAUCACCAAUCCAACUACCGUCACCAUGCGCUUCUUCGAGACCAUCCUUUCCGCCGCGGCCUUCGCUGCCGCCGUCGCUGCCCUCGAGAUCAACGACUUCCCUGCUGAGGGUGUUGUUGCUGGCCAGACCUACACCAUCACCUACUCCCCCGCGGAUGACACCCCCACCACCUUCAUCCUCCGCCAGGGACAGUCCACUGACCUCGACACCAUCGCCACUCUUACCACUACCGCUACCGGUGGAAAGUUCGAGUGGACCCCCACUAAGUCUCUCGUUAACGAGCCCGACUACGCCCUCCAGAUCCAGCAGGGAACUACCAUCAACUACUCCGCCCAGUUCCCCCUCUCUGGUGGCGCCGAGGAGGAUGACUCUCCCGCAUCCUCUGCCGUCUCUUCCGCCAUGGCCUCUGCUUCUUCCGCUACCGCCUCUGCUGCUUCUUCCGCCUCUGCUGCCCUCAGCAGCGCCAUUGAGAGCGCCAAGUCCAGCAUGAUCACCAGCGCUGCCUCUGCUUCCGCCACCAUCAGCCCUUCCGCUGGCGUCAACUCCACUGUCACCUCUGCCACUCUCACCCGCUCUGCCUCUUCUUCCGGCUCUGCCACUGGCAGCGCCAGCCUUCCUGAGGUUACUGACUCUGGUGCCAACAUCCGCAGCCCCGUCGCUGCCAUGCUUGGUGCCGCCGCCGCUUUCGCCUACUUCGCAUAAGCGUUUUCCUUCACGACCUUAUACUAUAAUUGUCCUUUUACGACAUGUUAGCAUUGGAAUCUGUGGGAACCCCCCUCCAGCAUCUUUUAUCAACUAGAGUCACGCGAGCAUAGGCGUCCGUGAAUGGUGUGUCCGAUGGGAACGCUAUGCAAAGAGCUUGUAUAGACGUAGCAGAAAAUGAUAACAUGGAAGCAUUUGCCCUACUCAUUCUUGAUCUUGCAAGUGAUGCGCGCAAUGAUACCGUACCUCUCGUCUCAUGAUGUAUCAGAUUUAGUUUUGCUUGUGCAACCACAGAUGCUUUCGACCUAUGCGCACUUA
Alternaria rosae is the source of this 1125-nucleotide messenger RNA. RefSeq names its product Ser-Thr-rich glycosyl-phosphatidyl-inositol-anchored membrane family-domain-containing protein. Bases 130 to 807 code for a protein of 225 amino acids. NCBI's taxonomy places the organism in Eukaryota, Fungi, Ascomycota, Dothideomycetes, Pleosporales, Pleosporaceae. The record is from RefSeq and is a predicted model, not a curated record. The transcript has 2 exons.